Messenger RNA from Leptosia nina, 285 nucleotides. The record is from the annotation of a GenBank genome assembly. Lineage: Eukaryota; Metazoa; Arthropoda; Insecta; Lepidoptera; Pieridae.
AUGGGCCUUUCAAACACUAUUGCCACGCUGCCUGGCAUAGUCAGCCCUCCGCUAGCUGGAUCUAUUGUCACUGAUAAGACGGCUGAACAGUGGCGCAUAGUGUGCUUCAUUUCGAGCGCGAUAUAUCUUGUUGGCGCAAUAAUAUACUAUAUUUUCUGCUCUGCUGAACAACAGCCUUGGGUAGUGGAAUUCGAUAACGAUCCCAGCUUCGACACGGACGCAGCAUCCGUUACAACGACUAGGGGUUACGAUAAUAAGGCUUUAGAUCAUAACUCGGAGAUGUAA